Messenger RNA from Thrips palmi, 1564 nucleotides. RefSeq lists its product as uncharacterized. The transcript is spliced from 8 exons. Bases 25 to 1290 code for a protein of 421 amino acids. Lineage: Eukaryota; Metazoa; Arthropoda; Insecta; Thysanoptera; Thripidae. The record is from RefSeq and is a predicted model, not a curated record.
UAGUUUGGCAGUUGGACGCUGACCAUGGUUGCGAACGGAGUGGCGAGCGAGGCUGCGCCGGCGGCGGCGCUGCAGGCCGCGGACGUCCCCGCGGUGGUGCACAAGGCCCUGGGCGGCAUCGUGGAGGAGCGCGGCUGGGAGAAGCCCAAGUUCCACAUCGAGAUCGGCUCUCAGGAAGGAGACGGCUACCUCAGUGUCCUGUACCGCGUCGUCGCAGAGAACGAGGCUGAUGGCGACGACCUGCGCCUCAUGUGCAAGACGAUGCUCGGCGCCCUGGACGGCUCCCUCUUCCUCGCGCACGUCUUCAAGGCCGAGUCCCUCAUGUACAACAAGGUGCUCCCCGCCAUGGAGGAGAUCGCCAACAUGAAGAAGCCCCUGCCCUGGCCCAGAGGCUACCCCAACGAGCUGCAGCCCCCCUGCCUGGUGAUGGAGGACCUCCGGCCGGAGGGCUUCAGCAUCUGCAAGAGAGGCACGGUGCUCGACGACCAGCACGCCCGGCUCUUCGUGACAGAGAUGGCGCGCUUCCACGGCGCCGGCAUGGCCCUGGACAAGCUGCGGCCUGACUUCAUUGCCGAGUUCGUCCGGGAGUCGACGAACCUCGCGGUGAUGGAGGAGCUCAAGGAGAAGUUCGCCGUGUUCACGAACAGCGGCCGCGAAGCGCCUCUCAUGAUCAAGGACAGGUUCCCGGAGGGAUCACCCGUGUUCGAAAAUCUGAAGACCCGGUUCGAGUCUUUCGGUACAGACUUCUUCGGGUACAUCGUGCCGGACCCCGACGGGGGCAACGCCAUCGUGCAUGGCGACGCCCACAUCAACAACGUCAUGUUCCAGCGCGAUGAGUCCGGCGCGCCCUGCGGCUGCCGCCUGAUCGACUUCCAGGCGGUGCGCUACGGCUGGCCCACCCCCGACCUCCUGACCAACCUGCUGUGCGUCACCGAGAAGCCCACACGCGACAAGCACUUCCGGGAGUGGCUCAAGCUCUACCACGAGACCCUCCAGGACACGCUUUGCGCCGCCGGCAUCAAGGACCCCGACAGCGUGUACUCGUGGGACCGCUUUCAGGGCCACCUGAGCCGCGCCGCCAAGAUGGUGGUGUGCAUGGUGCCAAUGUUGGUGUUCGGCUUCACGGAGGACGAGGCCAUCAAGGAGAUCCAGGGCGCGCUGGCGACAAUGGCGACCAACGAAGAGGACCAGCCCCCUCCCGACUACCAGUUCAAACUCAAGGAGACCCCCACCCUGAAGCGACGCUUCGGAGACGUGGUGGACGACCUGGUGGAGUGGGGAUGGCUGUGAUGGCUGCGUUGGCUGUGAUGGGGACUUGAUCCACUUGGGCUCGCAGGGCGACCCCUUUGGAAAGUUCCAAGUAUUUCUUGACGCAUAUUGGCGGGACCAAUGCGAAACGUAUCAUUAUAAGACUUUGCAGGAUUACCCUGCAUCAAAACACUAGACCCCACGGGCCUAACCAAUCGUGAUAACUUACUACCAUUUCUUACCACAUGUACAAGUGCAUACACAUCUGUCGAAACCGCUUGUUUUUUAAAUUGGAUAAAAUGUUCCAAAUUUAUUA